CACUACGACGAGGAGGAGGAGGAGGACGACGAGGAUGACGAAGACAGCGAGGAGGACUCUGAGGACGACGAGGACAUGCAGGAUAUGGACGAGAUGAAUGAUUAUAACGAGUCUCCUGAUGACGGGGAGAUCAAUGAGGUGGACAUGGAAGGGGCAGAGCAGGAUCAAGACCAGUGGAUGAUCUGAUCCUGCCGCAUCCCGACCAAGCCAGAGGCCGGGAAGUCGGAGGAGGCGGGACGGAUGUCCUGCCUGAGCAGCUGGCCCUGGGCCAGGCUCUGGGGUCCUGGAGGACCCUGGGGUAUGGUUUACUGACGCUUCCCCUUCUGCUGCCGCGUCUCGUUGCCUCUCUGAGGGCUGCGUGGAACAGACAGACUCGGCACGAAGGUGCCCGCUGGGGCCGGAGCGAUGCUUCGGCUCCUGCUCCGGGCGCUGAGACGACGCUGGUGAACGCACAGCUCUGCCCAGGGCAGCCGAGGGGCAGAGCGAUCACGUGAAUGUUGCAUAUUUUCUA
This is a messenger RNA of Struthio camelus australis, 511 nucleotides long. The record is from RefSeq and is a predicted model, not a curated record. Lineage: Eukaryota; Metazoa; Chordata; Aves; Struthioniformes; Struthionidae.